GGUCCGCUGUGGCUCUCAGCGUUUGGAGCAGUUGCGCACGGAUGUUGUCCAGAUCAUAGCUGCCUCACAUGGCAUCUGUUGCUCAUGCAGUCACUCUGGCUCAGACUUCUUAACUUUGGGACAUCAAAUCCGACCGAGCGAGUGGAGUUCCUGGUAUCCGCGCUACUGAGAAGGCAGAGAUCAAGUUUUACGCGCAAGUUUGGACAGCAGACUCCAGCUGCAGAGCGCACCUAUUUUCAAGGGACCUAAAUAUGAAUGACACGGAUGUAAUCUGCAAUAACAGCACCUCAUCCAACUUAAGCGAUCAGUCAUGUUUAUCUCCAACCGCCACGCCUUACAGUCCCAUCGACAUCACCACCUUUAUGCACAUUUUCCCCUCAAUCUACGGGAUCCUGUGCUCCGUCGGAGUCAUCGCCAACGCGCUGGUGAUCUACGCGGUGGCAGCUUGCAAGAAGAAGAUGGUGUCGGACAUCUACGUGCUGAACUUGGCCAUAGCUGACAUGCUGUUCCUGCUGGUGAUGCCCUUCAACAUCCACCAGCUGGUCAGAGACAGGCAGUGGGUGUUCGGAAACUUUAUGUGCAAAGCGGUGGUGGUGGUGGAUGUCAGCAACCAGUUCACCACCGUGGGGAUAGUGACAGUGCUGUGCAUUGAUAGGUACAUCGCUAUUGUGCAUCCCAGCUCAGAGAGGAGGACCGUGCAGUGGACCAUCGUAAUCAACAUGCUUGUGUGGCUGGGAAGCUUCCUCCUUACCGUCCCAGUCAUGAUUUACGCCACGGUGGUCCACAGGCUGCACAUGAAGGUGUGCAUGAUGAACCUGGACGGACCCGAGGACAUGUACUGGUACACUCUCUACCAGUCCAUCCUGGGCUUCAUUAUUCCGCUCAUCAUCAUCAGCACCUUCUACUCUCUCACCCUUUACCACGUGUUCAGCUCCAUCCGCCGCGUCAAGCGGAAGCAGUCGGUGUGGGCGAAGAGGGCCACCAAGAUGGUGCUGAUGGUCAUCGCCUUGUUCCUGAUCUGCUGGUCACCUUACCACGUCAUCCAGGUGAUCAACCUGAGCAACAACCCGCCCACCAUCGCCUUUGUCUACGCCUACAACAUCAGCAUCUGCCUCAGCUACUCGCACAGCUGCAUCAACCCGCUAAUGCUGCUCAUCUUUGCCCAGAAUUACCGCGAGCGCCUCUGCCGGCGGAACGUCCUGUACAGCUCGCAGCACUCGUCCAAGGCCACUGUGGUCAAAACCGACGGCUCCAGCACGACAAACGACCCGAACUACAGAGUCACCGUCAUCUAGUCAGAAUGAUGAGUGCUUGUAUCUGCAGCCUGACAAAAAAGAUGUACAGCUUUUUUAUAUUGUAAAUUAAUUUGCUAGAGAAAAAAAGAGGAAGAAGCUGCAUCCUGCUGAAUAAAAGACGGCAAAGAAAAGCUCAGUAAUAUUUGGAUUAGUCAUUAGAAAGCACAUGCGCACACAUUGGGUCAGCUCAAGGACUGAAUUCCUCUGUGCAGCUUCACUGGUCAUUUCACCAGGACCAGUGUAGCGUCUUCAGCCUGAGCAGACAUGAUCUGCUGUAGGUAAUUUAAUAAAGAAGUCAUUCUAAGGGCUUAUGAUUUGUAACCAGUGGCCUCAAUAAUCCAGAGUUUACUGAUGCAAAGCAGAUAUGAGCUGUUCUGUUUUGAAACAGAGGCACUGAAGAAGUUUAUAUCCGGUUUGUCAGUGUUACAAAACUUUAGAGCUCAGAAAGACAAUUAAGUUUGAUCAAAAUUGGGUCCGGCUGACUGCAUCCCAAACCCAUAAAAGGUACUUCCUGUCUUUGUUCGGAUCCUUUCAUUUUGCUAACAGGGCUUAAGCCAGAUUAAAAUGAAAAGGCUCCUGUGGAAAGUGUUUGCAAAAGGGAGGGACGUUCAGUGCAAUUCUUUGAGCUGAUUGGGUGAAUCACCAAAUAGGACUUGCUUUCCAUGUCGAGUUUUUAGCCAAUCUCAGCAGCAGUAGCAGCGGUGGCGUAUCACAAUUAUGAUUUGUUUCACAACUUGUGGACUUAACCACAGUAAACCAAACUCUUACCAAAUCUGGGACAUCUUUCCCAUUCAAACAGGCUCAUAAAAAAAAGUAAUAGAUGAUAUUCCAGCUAAAACAGACUGAAUAGCGAAGUCUACAGGUUCGACCAUCGGCGUAGCCACCUUUGUUCUGCUUCAGCCCACCGCUUCUGGCUGACAUAUGUGUCACUGCAUUUCAUUGGUUCAUUUCUGCAUGAAGGCGAAUGCAUCUAUCGGCUUCUGGCAAGAUGCAUUUUCAGGACUUUGUAAAUUCUCACGACCAUUCAGCAAGCUUACAAGGUAAACACUUCCAAGUAAUAUUUAUUAUCUAAAAAAUUAUCUAAAAAAAGGUAAAGUAGUCUUGAACAAGGUGUUUCAACAUUUUACAGAGCACAUUUGAAAGAUUUGAGGAUCACAUUUCUAAGCUGCUCACUGAUGGGGAAAGUACUGUAUAUAAAUAUAUAGCCUGCUGUCAUGGCUGCACUGUACUGAUGUCUGUAUAAAUGUUACAUUUUAAAGAAAAAUGCAAUGUAUUCAUGAUAAGUGCAGAGUCAUACAGUGUGCAGCCCACUUCUGUCGGUGUCUGACCUCAGACUAUUGGUGACUGUAACAGAAAACUCCUCUCAGGGACUGCUUUACUCCUAAUAUUUCAAUAAAAUAUAAGAUCCUAAAUCUCAUUAAAACCUAUACCUCCACAAUC
Messenger RNA from Cyprinodon tularosa, 2735 nucleotides. It is a transcript of the gene mchr2b, whose product is annotated as melanin-concentrating hormone receptor 2. The transcript is spliced from 2 exons. The record is from RefSeq and is a predicted model, not a curated record. The coding region runs from base 252 to 1295 and encodes 347 amino acids. Gene Ontology annotation, cellular component: membrane; neuron projection. Gene Ontology annotation, biological process: neuropeptide signaling pathway. NCBI's taxonomy places the organism in Eukaryota, Metazoa, Chordata, Actinopteri, Cyprinodontiformes, Cyprinodontidae. Gene Ontology annotation, molecular function: neuropeptide binding; G protein-coupled receptor activity.